Messenger RNA from Daktulosphaira vitifoliae (grape phylloxera), 3210 nucleotides. RefSeq lists its product as uncharacterized. Gene Ontology annotation, biological process: DNA repair; telomere maintenance. NCBI's taxonomy places the organism in Eukaryota, Metazoa, Arthropoda, Insecta, Hemiptera, Phylloxeridae. The record is from RefSeq and is a predicted model, not a curated record. Bases 784 to 2223 code for a protein of 479 amino acids. Gene Ontology annotation, molecular function: DNA helicase activity. The transcript is spliced from 4 exons.
UUACCCCGAGUACAGGCGACCCGACAACGGUCGUACCGUCGAAGUGCGGCGGGCCACCCUGGACAGUCAGUGGGUGGUGCCUUACAAUCCCUAUCUGACGGCCAAGUACAACGCUCACAUCAACGUGGAGGUGUGCUCUUCGGUGAAGAGCGUCAUGUAUCUGUACAAGUACGUGUACAAGGGCCACGACGCCGCCACGUUCGCGGUGUUGAACAACAACGAAAUACAGAGCUAUUUGAACACGAGAUACGUGAGUCCGCCGGAGGCGUUUUGGCGAUUGGCCAAGUACGAAAUUCAAAAGCAAAGUCACGCCGUCGUAAAACUGCCGGUUCACCUCGAGGGCCGGGAACCGGUAUAUUUCCGACGGGGCGAACUGCCGCCCGCGGUGCUCUUCGGCGCCGGGGUGCGCACGAUGCUCACGGAAUUCUUCCAGCUGAACAGGAACGACGCAGGAGCCAGGCGGUACCUGUAUCACGAAAUACCCAACAGCUACGUGUGGGACGGCAGGGAAAAGUCGUGGCGUGUGCGCCAACGCGCCCAGACGUAUCCGAACAUCGCGAGAAUGUACGCGGUCAGUCCUUGCGACAGGGAGCGUUUCUACCUGAGGACGUUGCUGCUGUACCGCAGGGGACCGAUCGGUUUCGAGGACCUGAGGACGGUCGACGGCACGGUGUACCCCACCUACGCCGAGGCCGCGACGGCUCUGGGCAUCUUGCGAGACGAUCGCGCGUGGAGGGCGUGUAUGCGAGAAGCUUCCGUCCACGACACGCCGCAUCAGUUGAGAUGUCUGUUCGUCACGAUACUCCUGCAUUGCUCGCCCAACGACCCGCCGAGACUGACAAUCUGAUGGAAGAUUACUUCAGACGACGCGCAGACCGCGACACAUCCGAAGCCAUGUGUUUGGCCGCCGUGGAACGUCACCUGGCCGCUUCGAACAAGACGCUCGCGGGUUACGGUUUACCCGAGCCCGAUCGCGCUCUGUUAGUACCGGACGCCGCGCCAGCCGACAACGCGACGGCGGCGGCAGACGUCGCCGAGUUGGUCGGUCGACUGAACGAACAACAGCGGACGAUAUACGAUCGCGUCAUGCGGGCGGUCGGCGACACCAGGCGUCGAUUUCCCAAGUUGUUCUACGUUUCCGGAGCCGGAGGUUGCGGCAAGACCUUACUGUACAACUGUUUGAUUUCGGCCAUCCGGAGCCGCGGAGGGACCGUGAUUUCCAUGGCCUAUACCGGGAUAGCCGCGUCGUUGAUCCAGGGCGGACAGACCGUUCACUCUACGUUCGGCGUGAGGGUGGCGCCGCACGAUCAAGAAGACCCGUCGUAUCUGGCGAUGCAAUCGAGGAAAGCGCAGGCUCUGCGCGCCGCCUCGCUGAUCGUUUGGGACGAGGCGUCCAUGUCGCCCACGUCGCAGCUGCGGGUCGCCGACAGGUUGCUCAGGGACGUCAUGAACGUGCCGGACACGCCUUUCGGCGGCAAACCCGUGCUGUUCGCCGGCGACUUCAGACAGACGUUGCCCAUCGUGAAGCGCGGUUCGCGGGCCCAAUUCGUUUCGGCCACCAUACGACACGGUGUUUAUUGGGUCUCGAUGGAAAAAUACUCGCUGCAGCGCAACAUUCGCGCCGACGGCGACCGGCCCUUCGCCGAUUGGCUGUUGCGGCUCGGCGCGGGCUCGCUCAACGACGGACUGGAACGCGUGACCCUUCCGGCCGGUGCGGUAAGCGAAUCUUUUGCGUCUCUAUUGGACUUUGUUUACCCGCGGGCGAUGUCGUUGAACAACGUCCGCGAUUACGCUAAACAUAUUGUUUUGUGUGUUACAAACGACGAGUGCAAGAACAUCAACGAUCAGGUGCUCCGCAGUCGAGUGACGGGAUCGCAGAGGAUGUACACCGUCGUAGCCGACGACGACGACGAGGCGGCCAAUUUUCCCGUAGAGUUUCUCAACACUCUGGAAGCGGACAACUUGCCGCCGUACAGGUUGACUCUGAAGGUGGGCGCGAUCGUCAUGUUGCUGAANAUGGACGCGAUCGUCAUGUUGCUAAAGAACCUGGACACGACCAGACGGCUGUGCAACGGUACCAGACUGGUAAUCACCGAGCUCAGGCAACAUAAUUUUAAAGCUAGACUGUUGACAGAUCUCGACACCGAGGAGACGGUCGUUCCGAUCGUUCAGACGAGGACGUCCGGGGACGGCGACAUUCCGUGCCGCAUGUGCCGUUACUAGUUUCCCGUGAGGCUCUGCUACGCCAUGACCGUCAACAAGUCGCAGGGGCAGACGUUCGAUCGCGUCGGCCUGUCGCUGACGGUACAGCCGUUCGCCCACGGACAGCUGUACGUGGCCUUUUCGAAGGUGCGCAACCAGAAUUCCAUCAGGGUGUACACUUUGUCGGGCGUGGACGGACCGUGCGUUGUGAAAAACGUCGUGUACAGGGAAGUAUUAGAAUGAUUUUGACAUAAAUCGUGUUUGAUGGCGACAUUGAACACCAUCCCGCGGUACAGCGGGUAAUCGAGUGUUUUGAAUGGAUUAAGUGGUGUAAUCCGGGCAAAAUGCUCGAUUUUGACGGGCGUGACUUGUGUGUUUAUGCGAAUAUUCUGCCUGUGUCCCCGUGUGUCCCUCGAAACGGCUAUUUUCCCGUGCUGUGCAUUUGCCAUUUGAACCCCGAAUGGCAUGUGUACGGGCGGAGAAAUUUCCGUUUUGUGCGGAGAGAUUGUAUGACAACCUUCACGUGGUUCUCUCUGAAUGCAAAUCCGUUAAAUGUUCGUGGCAUUAAAUAAAAUAUCACAAUAAGUGGAAUAUACAUUUUUAAAAUAUUUGCAUUACAACUCGAAAUGACAGUCACUUUUCUUCUUACGGAUUCGUAACUAAUGUCAUGCGUUAUAAUUAAAAUUUAUUUGCAUAUUAUAAUAUAUUUAUUUGUUCGAUUAACGUUCGAUUUCUUUUCCAGAACUCAAACGAAUUAACACAAAUAACUCGGAGGACAUUGGUACCACAACGAACGUUUCGACAAAGUAAUAUCAACUUAUGCGGGACCGACAUGAAAUUCCUGGAAAUUAUCAUACACGGCAACUUACUUUCUACGCUUCAUUAGAAAUUAUUAUCGACCAUUUGUGAUACAUAUUUUUGUAUUGUUUAACAUACGCAUACAUUAUCUAUUAUAUAUAUUUUCACUUAAAGAGUUCAAAUGUAAUAUAACAUUUUUUAAGACAAACA